AUGAAUGUAAUAAUACGCAGCAAAUCAUCAUUUUAUGUGUUCGGAUUAACUAAAAUAUUAUGUAGACAUCAAUCAUCAGCUCAAAAUACCAAACCACCGAUCCCUGUAUUUGGUGUGGAAGGUCGCUAUGUGACUGCGCUUUACAGUGCUGCUCUCCAAAUGCAGCAAAUUGAUGAUGUAGAGAAACAUCUCAGAGCUUUGCAGAAGGAGCUGCUCAAACCUACUGUUGUUGAUUUCAUAGAAACAAGUAUGAUAUCUUCCGUAGCUAAAGCAAAGCUUAUGCAAGAAGUUGGUCAGCAAGCAGGUAUGCCGGCGGCAGCUAUCAACUUUUUAUCCUUAGUAGCUGAAAAUGGACGUUUAAAAAAACUAAGACGUAUGAUUACCAUGUUCCUCGCGGUAAUGGUAGCUCACAGGAAUGAAGCUCUGUGUGAAGUGAUCACGGCAAAGCCUUUGGAUAGCAACGACAGGAGUUCACUCAUGGAUGCUUUACAAAAAUUCGUAAAAGGCAACAAAAAAAUUCAACUUACGGAAAAAGUAGAUCCUUCUAUCAUAGGAGGUAUGAUUGUGGGAGUUGAAGACAAGCAUAUAGAUAUGAGUAUCGCAAGGAAAGUUCAAAGGUAUACUGAUAUUUUGAAGCAAUCUUUGUAA
Diatraea saccharalis (sugarcane borer) is the source of this 648-nucleotide messenger RNA. The record is from the annotation of a GenBank genome assembly. NCBI's taxonomy places the organism in Eukaryota, Metazoa, Arthropoda, Insecta, Lepidoptera, Crambidae.